This is a messenger RNA of Marasmius oreades (fairy-ring Marasmius), 318 nucleotides long. RefSeq lists its product as uncharacterized. The transcript is spliced from 2 exons. NCBI's taxonomy places the organism in Eukaryota, Fungi, Basidiomycota, Agaricomycetes, Agaricales, Marasmiaceae. The record is from RefSeq and is a predicted model, not a curated record. The coding region runs from base 1 to 318 and encodes 105 amino acids.
AUGUCAAGGACCCCCACUUCUCCGUUGAAUGAAAAAAAUGUUGAACUACAGUUGGCUUCCGCAGAUGGAAAUCCAUCUUUAGCCUCUUUUGGUCUAUCGUUUCAACGAGAACCCAACAUACCCGCUCGAAUCGAAACCUCAUUUGAGCCCUGGGCGAUACAAAGGAAAAUUCACUCUGUGUCACCUUCAACACUUGAUCUGAGGCACAUCUUUCAAAAAUUUGACUUCGCAAUUCAUAAAAGCUCCACUUCAGCGUGGUCACAAUGCAGUCAAUUGUUACGGACUCGGAGCUUGCCUUCGGUAUUUAUCGUUCCAUAG